Molecule: messenger RNA, 3321 nt
Organism: Lonchura striata (white-rumped munia)
Lineage: Eukaryota; Metazoa; Chordata; Aves; Passeriformes; Estrildidae
Source: RefSeq, a predicted model, not a curated record
AUGGCUCAGACGGAGCCCCCGAAGGCGGUGCAGCUGUGGCGCGACGCCGCCCUGCGCGCACGGAAGCUGCGGGGAGGCCCCGGCGAGCCCGAGCCCGAGGCGGACGCGGGGCCGCCGGGGGGGCCGCCGCCGCCCCCCGGUGCCGCCGCUCCUCGCCGCCCGUCCCUGGCGGCGGCGGCGCUGGGGGAGCUGGAGGCGCUGAACCUGAGCGGGCGGGAGCUGGAGGAGCUGCCCGAGGAGGUGGGUGCCGCCCUGAGCGGGCUGCGGGUGCUCAGCCUGCGGCGCAACCGGCUGGGCCGCCUGCCCGCCGCCGCCCUGCGCCACCUGGGCCGCCUGGCCGAGCUCGACCUCAGCCACAACCGGCUGCGGGGCCUGGGGGACGGCGGGGCGCUGGCGGGGCUGCGGGGCCUGCGCAAGCUCAGCCUCAGCCACAACGAGCUGGGCGCCGAGGGCCCGGGGCUGCCCCCCCGCCUCGCCGAGCUGGGCUGCCUCGAGGAGCUCGACCUCAGCUUCAACCGCCUGCGCCGCCUGCCCGAGGGCCUGGGCCGUCUGCGGCACCUCCGCGCCCUCGACGUCGACCACAACCUGCUGCCCUCCUUCCCUGCCCCGGUGCUGGAGCUGGCCGCCCUGGAGGAGCUCGACUGUUCCGGCAACCGCCACCUCGGAGCCCUGCCCGAGGGCAUUGCUGCUCUCCGCCGCCUCAAGAUCCUCUGGCUCAGCGGCACCGGGCUGGCAUCCCUUCCCGAGGGUCUCUGCCAGCUGAGCGCCCUCGAGAGCCUCAUGCUGGACAGCAACCGGCUGCAGGCGCUGCCCGCUGGUUUCGGCAGACUACAGCGGCUCAAGAUGCUGAACCUCUCAUCCAAUCUGCUGGGGGAGUUCCCCUCUGCCAUCUUGGCACUGCCCAGUCUGGAGGAGCUCUACCUGAGCCGCAACCAGCUCACUGUGCUGCCCCCUCACCUCUGUCAGCUCCACCAGCUCCGCACUCUCUGGCUGGACAACAACCGCAUCCGCUACCUGCCUGACUCCAUUGUGCUCCUCCACAGCCUAGAGGAGCUGGUCCUGCAAGGCAACCAGAUCGCCAUCCUGCCUGAGGGCUUCGGGCAGCUUUCCCGUGUCACCCUAUGGAAGAUCAAAGAUAACCCCCUCAUCCAGCCCCCCUAUGAGGUGUGCAUGAAAGGCAUCCCCUACAUCGCAGCUUACCAGCAGGAGCUAGCCCACUCUCAGCCUGCCCUCAAACCUCGCCUCAAACUAGUCCUCAUGGGCCUAAAGAACGCAGGAAAGACUUUGCUGAGACGGUGCCUCAUGGAGGAAAAUGAGCAGAGAGAGGACGUGGAAAGCCUGGAGGCAGGGAACACCCAGCACAGAGGGUUUCCUGGGCAACAGCAGGACAUUGGGAGGGUGGCAGUUGGGUGUUGUCCCUUUCCAGAGCCUCAAGACAAUUCCUCAACUCGGGUAUCUGUCAUGCAGCAGGUAGAACAUCUCCCUGUUGAGCGGCAGGACAUCUCUUCUCGUGUUUUGCCCUCUCACCGAGAAAACGGGGACGCAACAUCCCCUGCACCGUCGCUGCCACCCAAUGCGCCCCGAACACCACUGGGACUAGGACUAUCAGGAGGCAGUAAGGGCAUUGAGGUGAUGGACUGGACAGCAGAUGCAGAGAGGGGCCUGACAUUCAUUGUAUAUGAGCUGGCAGGGGAUCCGAGCUAUGAUGUGAUCCAGUCUUUUUUCCUCUCCCCUGGAGCCUUGUAUGUGCUGGUGGUGAAUUUGAGUGCCUACGUCCCUCAGCACUUCUACCCCUCUGUGGGCUAUUUCUUACACUGGCUCAGUUCCAAGGUGCCCCAUGCUGUAGUGUGCAUGGUGGGAACCCAUGCUGACCUCUGUGCGGAGCGGGAGUUGGAAGAGAAGUGCCUGGACAUCCAUCACCAGAUUGCUCAGCAGGAGAAGAGGGAUGCUGAGGGACUCCAGAGCUUAGUCCAGCAGGUGGAUGAGGCUCUGGGACAGGACUUCGACCUGCGCUGCUCCAGCCCGCAUGCUGCCUUUUACAGGGUCUCAGACAAGAACUUGCGGCGAAAGAAAGCCCAGUUUCAGUAUCUUCUCAACCACCGCCCACAGAUCCUGUCUCCAGUGCUGCCUUUCAGCUGCCAGGACCGUUGCCAGGUGCGUCGCCUGCGGGACAAGCUCCUCUCUGUGGCUGAGCACCGGGAUAUCUUCCCAAACCUGCAUCGGGUGUUGCCCAAGUCCUGGCAAGUGCUGGAGGAGCUGCACUUCCAGCCUCAAGCACAGCAGUUGUGGCUUAGCUGGUGGGACUCUGCCCGGCUGGGCUUGCAGGCAGGUCUGACGGAGGAUCGGCUGCAGAGUGCCCUGUCCUACCUGCACGAGAGUGGAAAGCUGCUCUACUUUGAGGAGCAUCUCACCUUGCGGGAGUAUGUGUUCCACAAUCUGCCGCGGCUCAUAGACAUCCUCAAUGUCUUUUGCCAGCGGGAUGCCACUGUGCUGCUCCAGAAACUGCUCAGUGACACUCAGAUUGACGAACUGAGGACCACUCAGCUCCAUCAUUAUGUGGAGGGCUUUUUGCUGCAUGGCCUCCUUCCUGCCCAUGUUAUCCGUCUCCUUCUUAAGCCUCACGUCCAGAGUCGGGAGGAUCUGCAGCUCAUUCUGGAGCUUCUGGAGAAGAUGGGGCUGUGUUACUGUGUCAACAAACCCAAAUGCAAGCCCUUAAAUGGGGCGGCUGUUUGGUACAAGUUUCCCUGCUACGUGAAAAACGAGGUGCCCCAUGCAGAGGCAUGGAUCAACGGCACCAAUCCGAGCGGACAGUCCUUUGUGGUUGAGCAGCUGCAGAUUGAAUAUAGCUUUCCAUUCAUUUUCCCACCCGGCUUGUUUGCACGCUACAGUGUCCAGAUUAACAACCACGUGGUUCAGCGGUCAGAUGGCAAAUACCAGAUUUAUGCCUACCGGGGAAAGGUGCCUGUGGUGGUGAGUUACCGGCCUGCCAGGGGAGCUCUGCAGCCAGACACUCUGUCUAUCGCUAGUCACGCGUCCCUACCAAAUAUCUGGACAGCUUGGCAAGCUAUUAUGCCUUUAGUGGAAGAACUGAAUGUCCUGCUCCAGGAAUGGCCGGGCCUGUACUACACUGUGCAUGUCCUUUGUUCAAAGUGCCUUAAAAGAGGGUCACCCAACCCACACACUUUUCCAGGAGAACUGCUGAGUCAGCCGAGACCAGAGGGACUGACGGAGAUCAUCUGUCCCAAGAACGGCAGCGAGCGAGUUAAUGUUGCCUUGGUUUACCCCCCCACUCCUACUGUGAUCAGCCCUUGUUCCAAGUGA